This is a messenger RNA of Medioppia subpectinata, 936 nucleotides long. Lineage: Eukaryota; Metazoa; Arthropoda; Arachnida; Sarcoptiformes; Oppiidae. The record is from the annotation of a GenBank genome assembly.
ACAAUCAGUACAUGACUUGCGAUACAAACACUGAUUGACAACAAAUAACACGUGAAUUGAAUCGUAAACUCAAUCAACACUUAAAUUGCAUUCAAUUUAAUCGUCGAUAUAAUGAGCGAAACAGCGGUGAAGGCUCUGCCGGACGGACCACAACCCGGACUCAAAUACCCCAUUAAAGUCCUCUAUUGCGGCGGUAAGUGUUGUCUCACGAGUGGCACAACCAUAUGAUUGUCUCAUCACUCUAUCUGAUCCGAUGGCCACAGAGUGUACGCUUCCGGUCGAGUACUGCGAGUAUUAUCCAAAUAACGCCAAAUGCAAGGAAUGGCUGGAAAGGCAUUUACCCGACGUCUUCGACGCCCUCUUCAAGACAUCCAAAGACCCGACCACUCAAUCGGCGCCCAAAACUGUGGCCGGAAGUGACGUGAAGUCGGAUACGACGGCCGCCGGCGCCGCAGCCGCUGAUGAGGACUCUGUGAAAGGCGUGGGGGAGACGAGGGGUCGCCAGAAGAGGGGCGGAAAGGCUUUGGUUAAGACCAAGAAGAAGGACGAUAUCGAGCGAUACGUCAAACUCGCCCGAAGUAAUCGCGGGAAGAAGAAAUACGUGACCGUGGUGACCGGUUUAUCCACGUAUGACAUCGACAUCAAAGUCGCGGCCAAAUUCUUCGCCUCGAAGUUCGCGUGCGGCUCAUCAGUGACCGGAACCGAUGAGAUUGUCAUUCAGGGCGACGUUAAGGACGAUAUGUUUGAUUUGUUGACUGAGAAGUGGCCGGACAUCGACGAGGACUCCAUCGAAGACUUGGGAAACAUUAAGAAAUAGCUAUUGUUUUGUACCAUAUUUUUUGGGCCAACAUUUUUUGUAAUAUCUUUAAUGUAUUCAUAAUUUAUUUGAAUAAUUAAUUAAUAAUCAAUUGUUUUGUAUUAAAAUCUAAAAAAUAA